AUGGACCGCAUGGCCGUCACUCCGCGCGAUGCCCUCGCAGCACAUGGACAUGGUGCUUCCGACGGCCACCACGCCAGAUCCGUUGCCGACCUCACGUUCGACGAGUUCCUCGCCGAAGCAACGCGCCGGCGCAAGCUACGAAGCGCGGCGCUUCAAAAACGCUCCGGCGUGCUUGGGGAAAGCAGAAACAGCGACGAGGUUAAUGCGCUGCUCCAGGAAUACCACGACUUUUGCCGCAGGAAAAGGGCUGGUACCCGUUCCAUCGGUGGCCAAUGCUCCGGCAAUAAUAAGAGAAUGAAAAGAAUCAACUGCGCCAUACCCGUCGAUGGGACCAUGGGAAACAAGUGGACUUAUGCCGAACACUGCGGCGAGGGCCAGGUAUGCACUGCUCGAGCGCUGAUGGCGUACAACUUUGUCCGGACGAACAACAGGAAGGUACAGUGGCCGACGUGCGUUGACGAGGUGCACGUCGACCAGCCGGCCGAGGAGCCGGCCGAUGAGCCGGCCGGGUCGUCUGAGGCUGGAUACUCUGGGUAUUAUUGGGCCGGCGACAAUAUUCAGUCUCCGGGAACGAGAGACUACAUUCUGGCGCAGGCGUCCAAUUUGGCCGGCGGGGGAUACGGCCGCACGCACUUUCACGACACGGCGGGCAACAAGGGCUGGGCGUGGAAGACGUGGUCGUGCUUUUCCUGCCCGCCCGGCCGGGUCGAGAUUUUUGCCCACAAGCCCGGGUCUGUGUACGGCUUUGUAUUUUAG
Molecule: messenger RNA, 756 nt
Organism: Ustilaginoidea virens
Lineage: Eukaryota; Fungi; Ascomycota; Sordariomycetes; Hypocreales; Clavicipitaceae
Exons: 1
Coding region: 1-756 (251 amino acids)
Source: RefSeq, a predicted model, not a curated record